Messenger RNA from Cebus imitator (Panamanian white-faced capuchin), 1355 nucleotides. RefSeq names its product growth/differentiation factor 9-like. The transcript is spliced from 2 exons. The record is from RefSeq and is a predicted model, not a curated record. Bases 1 to 978 code for a protein of 325 amino acids. Gene Ontology annotation, biological process: BMP signaling pathway; SMAD protein signal transduction. Gene Ontology annotation, cellular component: extracellular region. Gene Ontology annotation, molecular function: cytokine activity; growth factor activity. Lineage: Eukaryota; Metazoa; Chordata; Mammalia; Primates; Cebidae.
AUGUCCAGAAUCCUUCCAUCAGUGGACCUGCUAUUUAACCUGGAUCGCAUUACUACCGUUGAACACUUACUCAAGUCAGUCUUGCUGUACACUGUCAAUGACUCAGUUUCUUUUUCCUCUGCUAUCAAGUGUGUGUGCAACCUGAUGAUGAAGGAGCCAAAGUUUUCUAGCAAGACUCUCCCCAGAGGUCCAUACUCAUUUACCUUUAAAUCACAGUUUGAGUUUGGAAAGAAACACAAGUGGAUUGAAAUUGAUGUGACCAGCCUCCUUCAACCUUUAGUGGCCUCCAACAAGAGAAGUGUUCACAUGUCUGUAAAUUUUACAUGCAUGAAAGACCAGCUGCAGCAUCCUUUAGCACAGAAUGGUUUGUUUAACAUGACUCUUCCGGUACCACCCUCACUCAUCUUAUAUUUGAAUGACACAAGUGCUCAGGCUUAUCACAGGUGGUAUUCCCUUCACUAUGAAAGGAGGCCUUCCCAGUGUCCUGACCAGGAGAGAAGUCAGUCUGCCUAUCCUGUGGGAGAAGAGGCUGCUGAGGAUGGGAGAACUUCCCAUCACCGUCACCGCAGAGGUCAGGAAACUGUCAGCUCUAAAUUGAAGAAGCCUCUGGUCCCAGCUGCCCUCAAUCUAAGUGAGUACUUCAAACAGUUUCUUUUUCCCCAAAAUGAGUGUGAGCUCCACGACUUUAGACUUAGCUUUAGUCAGCUGAAGUGGGACAACUGGAUUGUGGCUCCGCACAGGUACAACCCUCGAUACUGUAAAGGGGACUGUCCAAGGGCAGUUGGACAUCGGUAUGGCUCUCCAGUUCACACCAUGGUACAGAACAUCAUCUAUGAGAAGCUGGACUCCUCAGUGCCAAGACCAUCAUGUGUACCUGCCAAAUACAGCCCCUUGAGUGUGUUGACCAUUGAACCUGAUGGCUCAAUUGCCUAUAAAGAGUAUGAAGAUAUGAUAGCUACAAAGUGUACCUGUCGUUAACAAAUGGUCCUCUUAAAACCUUGAGCCUAUUUGGCAAAGUAUCUGUGCCUUCAAGAGAAAGCUUCAUAUGUUAAGUCUCAAUAAAAUGCAGCAUAUGUUGUAUAAAGAGGAGCCUGUGUAGAUUAGUACCUUACAUGGCAUCUAUCAGGAUAACGGGAUAACAUCAAUCGUUGCUUCAGAGCCUUUUUUUAUUUCCAAAUUUAAAUGAAAUAUAAUUAUUGUAGAGAACUUUACAUUUUUUUCCUUGAGCUAUUUUCUUUUCAUAGGAGUCUUUUUCUUGAUAGGGAAAACCUUAAUUAGCAUAAAUCCUGGAUGGACUUGCACUAUAAAUAGGCAAUUCAGAUUGUAGUCUUAAUAGAAAAAUAAAUUUCUGUCAA